Molecule: messenger RNA, 291 nt
Organism: Pyricularia grisea
Lineage: Eukaryota; Fungi; Ascomycota; Sordariomycetes; Magnaporthales; Pyriculariaceae
Exons: 2
Coding region: 1-291 (96 amino acids)
Source: RefSeq, a predicted model, not a curated record
AUGUCACAUGAGUCCGCAGUCCCUCCUAAUCGUGAACUAUGCUGCCCCGAGAGCAUAAUUUGUUCUCUCGAUACUCUUCUGUCUUGCAAUUCAAGGUCGAUAGCUGACGCAUCAUCAGAACUCGCGGAAGACCUCAUAGAACACUUGCCCGCAAACAGGUCCCAGGACCCAUCCGCAGCCGCUUCCCUCCUGACAAGCGUCCGAAAGCACAUCAAGAGCAUUUCUCAACAACAACCUCAAAACAGUCUCUACGGGGAUAUUGAUAUUGAUCGACUGGGUACAAAUCUCUAG